UAUAAGGACGCCGAACAGGUGGUCCUCUGGAUGAACACAGUCGGCCCCUAUCACAACCUCCAGGAAACCUACAACUACUUCAGUCUGCCAUUCUGCAAGGGACCGCAAAAGGAAAUUGAACACUACCAUGAAAGCCUCGCAGAAGCACUCACCGGUGUGGAGCUGGAAUUCAGUGGUUUGGAUAUUCGUUUUAAACGUGAGUCUGACAAAAAGGGUUUUUGUGCUCGCUGCAUUCCCCUAGACGGUCAUUGCUGCUGUUUGUCCGAGAAGAGCUGUCUUUGCGCACGUGCGCGGGCAGGGAGGACGGCAGUCUGA
Dibothriocephalus latus is the source of this 315-nucleotide messenger RNA. NCBI's taxonomy places the organism in Eukaryota, Metazoa, Platyhelminthes, Cestoda, Diphyllobothriidea, Diphyllobothriidae. The record is from the annotation of a GenBank genome assembly.